Molecule: messenger RNA, 1364 nt
Organism: Drosophila eugracilis
Lineage: Eukaryota; Metazoa; Arthropoda; Insecta; Diptera; Drosophilidae
Exons: 3
Coding region: 651-1145 (164 amino acids)
Source: RefSeq, a predicted model, not a curated record
UUCUUUGUUAUAACUUUACAAGAACAAGUCGUACGGCUAAAAGGCUUUAGCAGGCUUUAAGCAAAUCUGUUAAGAACUAGAGAACAAUCUUAACUAACAAACUCAUCGAGGUAUUACAUUCCAAAUUUCGACCAUUAUUGGUUUAGUUAUGGACUUAAUACUGCAAUUUUGGGUGGCAAAUCGGGACUCCUGCCAACUUUUGAAUUUUUAUGUGAAAAAUACUGAUUAUUGUUAGCACACUAUCAGGAUUACUUUAUAUAGUGGUAAUCCUAUAAAAGGUUGCAUUUUCAUUCAAAAUUUAAAUUCCAAAUCAUAGCAAUCUUUGAUCAUAGUAGGCUUUGCUUUCAGCUGUCACCUUUGCUAAGCACUUUCAUACUUGGCUUAUAGUCAUUCGCAUUGGGAACUCAACCGAAGCUAGUCGAAUAUUUUUCUGCUCCUGCCGAAUAUUUUCUGAUUUAAAAAAACGUCGCGAAAGUGUGAUCUUCUGCAAAAGUCGUGAAGGUCUACGUGAUUCCAAAAGUCUAUCGAAGGUCUAUUAGAUUCGAAAAGUCGCUUUCAGGCUCUGGACUUAGUAAUUUUCCUGUGGAAAUCAUCUGAAUAAGUCGAUUGAUUUUUGUGCCCUUCUCGAAACGUCAUUAAAAAAAGAAAUCAUGCCCGGAACAAUCUGCAAGGAAGCUAAAAACGCUCGCGACGUGCUUGGAUUGUCCAAAACUUCGAAACAUUCGGGACGUACUGAAGCAGAGAUCAUCGAGGACAAACUAAAGGACAUCAAGUCUCACAAGGAACAAUAUAACGAGAUGCCUGCCAGCCUGGACGAUUAUUUGACUCCAGUGAAUCUGAAAACCAUGAAUAAGAAAUCUAAAUCCAAUGAGGGUAAACCAAAGAUUGGGAACGAUGAUGACAAGCCUUCUACAAGCUCUACUGCUAUUAUUAUAAACUCCAUGGCAAGCUUGAUCGCAAUGGAAACUGAUGGUGCUGAGACACAGCAGGUCCCUGAAGUAUGCAAGAUAGUCCCUGACGAGGAGGCACUUGUCGUGAACGAGGAUACCGUGGACGAGGGACUUGUCUUGAACGAAGAUGCCGUGGCCAUUGAAAUUAAUAAUGCCUCAGGCUUGGUGGCCAAAAAGACCGAAGACUCUUUGUAGGAGAAUUCAGUGGCAAUUGAAAUAAAUGCCUCGGACUUAGUGGCCAAGACAGACUCUUUGGCUAAUCUUCACAUGCCAAAUCUUGAUGACUAAUUCAAGAUUUAUAAAAUAUGUAAAACCUAUUAAUAAACACAUUUUAAAUAAAGAAAUAUAUGUAAUCUAAUUUCUAAUUUCGCAUUUUUAAAAUGGCAACUCUUUAUAGGGUUACAUCUUUUAAAU